Molecule: messenger RNA, 8917 nt
Organism: Equus caballus (horse)
Lineage: Eukaryota; Metazoa; Chordata; Mammalia; Perissodactyla; Equidae
Source: RefSeq, a predicted model, not a curated record
GGGGAGCGGAUCCUGUGACCGCCGCGGCGCCCCCGCCCCCGCUCCGCGCGCCUCCAGAAUCCCCGGCGGAGGGGACCGCGCAGGCGGCACGGAUGCUCUCGACUCGGCCUGGGCGGCGGGGCCCGAGGUCUCAGGCACACGCCCCGCUCCCCGCUCCGCGCUCCGCCGCUGCCUGCCGCCGCGCCCGGGCCCGCGCUCCCCGCUGAGCGCCGAGCUGGCGCGGACACGGAGGCCGCACGUGUCCUGCCCUCCGGAGCCCUCAGGCCGGGCUGGCUGGGCCGGGCGGAGGGGCGGGCCAGCGGGGGUCGGGGGAGCCGCAGGGCGGCGAGAGGGAGGUGGUUCCUGACCCCCGCCGGCUGAAUUUCGUGCGCCCCGGCCCUUGUCGCCGGUAGGUGUCGGAAGGCCUGGCUUGUCACCGCCGCCGGGCCGUGUCCGGGGCAGCCCGCUCCUGCCCUGCUGCCCGGGGCUGCCCGUGCCGUGCGCCGGGGGAGGCUGCGCCGGCAUCAGCCUGCACGGUGCGGGUGGAAGGCUGAGCCUGCAGAGCAAGUCCGGAGGUCCCAGACAUCGCCAGACCCCCUCGGCAGCUUGUGGCCUUUGCCCCGGGAGGGACGGGGUGGCUGGUAACAGAGUGACAGGCCCACUGCCUACCCUCUGAGGGGCUCUUGGGAGCCUGAGAGAGCCUGGAGCCCUGGUGUAACAUCAGAGCCCUCGGGACCCGAAACAGAGCGCAUUGCUGGGCCUCCCGAGAUGACCGGGUUCUGUGGCUCUCGGAGUCUGGGCUUGGAGUCCGCCGAGGCAGCCGUGUCUGGGCGGGGCGCUGUGGCCUGGUGAGCCGACGGUUUGGGUAAACUCCGGAGGGGGCUGUCUGUUGACUGGGUACUGUCAGGGUGAGAGAAACAGCCCUCAGAUGCCGCCUGACCCCGGCCUUGCUGGCCCGCACCUUUGCCUGGGUCUGGCUGCGGUGCGUGCACCCAGCGUGAAGCCCUGACCCCCUCUGCCCCAGUGUGGGUGGGAUGGGCUGGGGGCCCCAGGAAGGCGGUGGAGGGGGCCUCCAGCGGCUCUGAGCUGGUGGGCAGAGCUGAGCGAGCAGCCCUGCUCACACAGGGGCCGCCGCUGGGGGCCUGCCCCCUGCUGGGCCAGCUCCUUGGGCUGUGCCUGCCCUUCGGGGCCUGUAUGGAGCUGCGGCUCCUCCAGGAGGCCCUCUGUGCUCUCCCCGCCCGCUGUGUGGCUCUGGGCAAGGUUUCACCUGGUGGUCUUUAUUUCCUCUCCAGGGAAAGCAGGCCUGGGUGUGGUACUGUGAGAGCACAGAGCAGAGUGGGUGCUCGGGGGUGGGCCCCCCUUCCCUGGGCAGGGCUGGGUGUGCGUGCCAGGGGCUCUGGCCCCGGGAGAGGGCCCCCACUGUGAGUUGAGGUGGGAGACUUGAGCUGCACAGAAGCUGACAUGGGGGCGGGGAGGUGAGAGCCUUACAUGUCUGCCCAGAGCCAGUAGAAGCUGCUGCAGAGUUUCACUUCCUUGGGUUUCGUGGGCUCCUUCCACACUUGGCAUGUUUCAGGGCCAUGGCCUGGAGUGGCAAGUGUGGCCCAUCUUCUAGGAGGAGAGGGCCCUGGGCCUGGCUCAGCUGCCCUCCACAGGACACAGAGCAGGGCCCCUGCGCUGGCUCAGGCUGGGGCACCGUCGUUGGGUCAAGGCUCGGCAAGCCAAGCCCUGCCCCGCCUUCCCUUCUCCAUCUGCUCCAGGUUUGUCCAAGUUUGUUGUUCGGAGCCGGCGGUGGUGGCCAGGACCUGUGGAGGUGUCCCUGUGACUGCUCAGUUCCCGUUGGAACUGGCCAUUGGCAGGGCCAGGGAUGGGACAGGGGUCCGGGAUCUCAAGAGCCUGGCUGGCUGGUGGGGUGGUGUCCCCUUGGGGAUCAGCUUCAAGACGUUUGUCCCGAUGCUCAGUAGGCAGGUGGAUUUCGUGACAGGGUUGGGGGAGAGGGCUCGUCCGUCCCCAAAUCUUCCCUGUUUGUGACGUUUACAUUUUAUAAGACAUGGUUCCACCCUUCACUGUCUCUUUCUCUCUUCCUCCCUCUCCCAUUCAGGCCCAUUUGUCACUUGCUCCCCCGACCUGCUCUCUCUGGAAUGAUCCAGCCAUCUUUGGGUCAGGGGGACACCUUCUGCACCAUCCUGUUGCUGGGCAGGUCACUGGGAGUCUGGUCCUCCGUCUCUGCUGCCUGUGUGUGUGGCCUGCCCAUCAGCCUCUUGGAGCCUCAGCUGUCCAUCAGUAAAGUGGACACACCUGCUGGCUCUUCCAGGGCGCUGGGGAAGGCCGCCUGUUUUGUCAUAGGAGUGUGUCUACCAGAUGGCCCCUCUUUGACGGUGUGCCCUCUGCUCCUGGGCCCGUCGACCAUCAUGAUCCAUGACGUGUGCCCAGCCUUCCUGGCCCCGGCAAAGGCUGCUGUGUCCGUCUUGGACAUCCAGGAGCCAUAGGUCCCCGUGGUGGACAAGGGUCCGGGUCAGCUUCCUGAUAUGGCUCCCUCUGCUGAUUCGUAGAAACCAGGAAGAUGAAGUGGCUGUGGGAGAUAUUUUCCCUGUGUCCUCCGCUCUUUCUCCUGGUUUCUGCAUCCCCCACCGCCUUCAAGUUGCCGCGAGCUGGUGCUGCUCUCUCUCACCGGGUGGUCCUGUGUGCACAAUGCAGAACAACCUGUGAGGUUGGACUUCUUCACUCCAGUCCACAUCAGCCAAGCUCGGCUAUUGUUCUUUAAGAGUGGGGAGCGUGAUUUAUGCAUCUAAGUAUCCCCAAGGACCUUGUAUACAGUAGGCACUUAAUGGACUUUCGUUUGUUGAUUGGCUGAUAGUCUGGAGGUCAACUCAGGUGACAUUUGCCCGAUUCCCAGGGCUGUGGGUCUGAGGUGGAGAUUGGGAAGACGGUCAAGGCAUGUGUCCCUGUGCUGGACUUUCCCAAGCAGCCUUUCCUGGCCAAAUACUGCACCUUCAUGGGCCUGAAGAUCCGAGCAGCCUCCCAGACUGUCAGGUUGAUACCCAGGAAAGUGAUGCUGGUUAUCGGGGCCAUGAUGCAGAUCACCGCCGUGGGUGGUCCCCAGCCUCAGUCCAGCCUCUUCUUCUCCAUCAGCAAAGGGAGCGUUGCGGUGGUGAAGGGGCGCGAGCUGGUGUGGGGGCUCACCGUCAGCAACGACGCCGUGUUGGGGGUUGUGCAAGCUGUGGACACUAGGACCAGCGAGCUCGUCAUCGUGUCUCAGGCAGCAGGCGUGAACUCCACUGCAGGCAGUGCUUUCCAAAUCCGCCCUGGACACAGGGCCCUCUGGUGAUGGGCGCACUGGUGAGUUGGGCCCCGGUGACGGGGAGGACGCCCUGUUUAGGGGGUUUGGGCUCUGCUCCUGAGAACCACCCUUUCUGAGGGUCCUGUUCCUGCCCUCUGCGUGCACAGCCCUUGCCUGUCACCCCUGCCUGGGAGGCCCUGCCGGCUGGGGGCACCCACACCCCUCAGGCUGCUCCUACCCACACUGAGUCUCGCCAGCUGCUCCUUAAGGGGCAGGUCUCCAGGUCCCCGCCCCGGGGACACCCAGUGCACGAUGGUGGCAGUGGCUGUGAUGGUGGACUCUGCACGGGGCGCUUUACACUCCCCUCCUCUGGUCCUUGGCACCCUCGUGCAUUUUGCUGCUGUCCCUGUUUGCAGAUGAGGGGCCUAAGGAGCCGGCUGGUGGCCCACGGCCACUGCAUAGCAGUUCCAGGACUCAACCUGGGACAGCCAACGUCAGGCUCCUAGCCAUUUGUUCAGAUAGAAGAGAAGCAAUGCCACCAGCUCUGACACACUGUGGACUGCAGUGUGUUUCCAGAGCCGUGUGCUGGCUUAGCUGCUGUAAGCGUGCGUAGUCAGACACCAACAGUGUUUCAGACCUGGAUUUGUGUUUCCAGGAGAUAAAGAAAGCCUGGGUCGUCCACUAAUGUCUUUUGCUCCACCGGAGGUGCAGUUAACCCCUGAGACCCUUCUCCCCAGGGAGGAAUAGUCCCUAAUUUCUUCUCUGGGUUGGCAGAGAUGCUAGAAGGCUGAGUUAGGGGUGUCCUCAACUCAGGAGCACCUUCCUGCCCCGUGUUGGGGGCACUGACUCUGAGCAGGUGGAAGUUGGUGUUUCCGAGUCUGGUGGUUUCCCAUCUUUCCCAGGGUGUGGGUACAGCUUCAGACCUCUGGAAAACAGAUGGGAGGUGGCUUCCGCCUCUGGAGAAGGUCUCAGGCGCACGGAUUCUCCCUGACACCCUUUGCCUGCGGUGACUUGCAGAGCAUCUCGGGGGCCGCUUUGUGCUCAAGGCUAUGCUGGAAACCCGGGCUCUAGGAAGAGCGUUUGUUUUGUGUAACAAGCUGUGGACAAGCACCUUUAAGAACCUGGUCAUCCCGUUCCUCCUUGGGAAUCGGGCCCCCUGAAUGCAGUCCACGAGCUCCCCCGAGUUGGGCUCAUCUAAACACAGUGCCCCAGGGGAGCUGGCGUGGGCCUCUGAUCUGACACUGAGCUCGCUGGCUUACUCCCUUUCCUGCAGUUGCAGUGUCUCUCAAGUACCACAGUUAAACCACAGAGUCCUUUUGCCUCGCGGGGGUGGAUGCCCUGGUUCUGCCUGUCGAUUUUAUAAAGACAGGAAAGCAUUGGAAUGAUAAAGUCUGUCCUGUGACAUACAGCAGGCUUCAGACAGACGUCCUGGAGAGGAAAAGGAAGGACCAGGGUGGCCCCGCUUUUCUCUCUCUCUAAAGAAAGGAUUGUGGCUUUAGGAACUGCCUCAUUUUUCUCCUCCUGGGUGCCCGGGUGGCUGAAACAGCAACUGGCUGGAAAUUCAGCUAGAAGGGCGCCCAGCCGUGCGUUUCCCUCCCGGCCAUCACUCCUGCUGGGUCUCACCUUGCUGGGCCACCUCCUUCUCUGCAUUCCCCGUCUGGCAGGUUGGCAGAUGGGCUGGGAGAAGGCCCUGGUGCCCCUUGGCAGAUGGAGAGGCUGCGCCACCAGCUCUGUCUGAAAGGCAUCUCCUUGAGCCCAAGGAGGUGGGGGCUUAGCCUGAAGCCCACAUGUCCACAAAGGAUACGUGAUUCUGGUCAGAAGCUUCCAGUUCCAUCUGUCCAAGAAGCAGCCCCCAAGGCCGAGGAAGGGGCCAGGACUGGCAGGAGGAGGCUGAGCAGUGAGAAGGACAGAGGGAAGGAAGGGAACGAAUACUUAUUGAGCCUACUAUGUGCCAGGUGUUAGCCCAGGUCACAAGGCAUAGGAAUCAGGAAUUGGGCUCAGCACAAGCACUUGUGAAAAGGGUUCUAGUAGCCUGGAUUCAGCAUGAGUCAAGAGUCCUAUGAAGAAGCCAGUAAACUUAGUCUUUGGCCAGAUUAUUAGGAAUAUAGAGUUCAGAGUGAAGGAGGACAUAAGAUCUGCUCUAAUCAGAUUCUACCUGCCUCCUGCAUUCAUCCCUAUACUCUGCUCAGUCAGAGAGAUUGACAAGCUAGAUUUGGAGUUGGGAGGGUCUGGAGACCUAUCCUGUGAGGGCUGUCCAGCCUAGAGAAGAACAGUCCCCCAUCACUGCCCCGAAGUCCCUGCAGUGCUCACCUGGAGCAUCUGGAUCAGACAGGUCUAUGGGCUCGGAAGACCAGGCUGGGAUGUCCAGAGGGAAGGGAGGACGGUGGCCAGAUCCCUGUGGGGUGAGCCACCCACAAAGCCAGGCAGCUCCCGGCAGAGAAGCAUCAUGCCGGACACCCUGUGGGUGCCUUCUGGCCAUGUGAUUCUGAGCUGGCCUCGGCAGGAGCCUCCUUCCUUGGAAGGGUCCCUUCCUGAAACACCCGACCCAGCACAUGGCCCUACACCCCGCUGGCCUGAGCCCCGAAGCCCUUUUCCUAGGAUCUCUGGAGGUGGAGGUGCUGCUGCCCCAGGCGGUGAGGAUCCGUGCCCCCAUCACUCGGACAAGGAUGGGGACCCAGCUGAGGCGGGGCCCUCUCCAGCCCCUCCCAUCCCGCUGUCUGGGCAGCCUCUUGGCAGGUCUGGGGCUCUGAGUUCUGGUUCAGGAAGACCUUGGGGAGCCACUGCUAGGACGCUGUGCCUGCUCCAUUCCCCUGCAUCUGCUGAGCCUGCAUGUCCGCGGGGCUCGGCUUCCCCUCCCGGAGGGCCUGCCUGCAGUCCUGCUCCAGAGCGCAGCGUCUCCGUUAGUCUCCCUUACGGGCACCUGUCCCCUCCCAGUGCCGUGUGGUGCAGCUCCUGAGCGAUGCCCACGUCUUCCCACGCCUCGUGCACCUGUCCCCUCCCAGAGCUGUGUGGCGCAGCUCCUGAGCGAUGCCCGCGUCUUCCCACACCUCGAGCACCUGUCCCCUCCCAGUGCUGUGUGGCACAGCUACUGAGCGACACCCGCAUGUUCCCACACCUCGUGCACCUGUCCCCUCCCAGUGCUGUGUGGCACAGCUACUGAGUGACAUCUGCACGUUCCCACGCCUCGUGCACCUGUCCCCUCCCGUGUCAUGUGGUGCAGCUCCUGAGCGAAGCCCGCGUCUUCGGACGCCUACAGCAGCCCCGGCCCGGGACAGGAGCGAACGUGUGCACAGUAUGUCUCUGCUGAGUGCUCUCUGUGCGUUAAUUCAUUUGCUCUUCCUACCCUCCCCGUGAGGUAGCUGCCAGGGCCGUCUCCAUAUCACCGGUGAGGAAAUGAACUCGAGAACGCUGAGGCGUCUGCCCAGUGCCACGCGGCUGGUCAGUGAGGGAACCGGGAGUCCGCGCAGGCAGCCUGGCUCCGAGUCUGCUUCCCUCUGGCUGUGUCGCCUCCCGGUGGCCUCUAGUAGGCACUCAGUCAACCUGGUUGAAGGAGACCAUGAGUCCCACGCAUGCCCAUCCCAUGUGAGCAGGGACCCCCUGCUAGAUGGAGAGAGGAGCAGAGCAGCGCUGCAGGCAGGGGGCGCUGUGCUGCCAGGGGCUGCCGGCCUCCCAGCGCUCCAGGCGUCACGUGAGGAAUGGGACAACUCUCGGCCAAGGUGGACCCAGCCCGCAGCCCAAGACAGACGGGGUGGGAGGGUGGACAUCCUUCACAGCCAAGAAGGACAGAGUGGGAGGGUGGACAUAGUUCACGGCCAAGAAGGACGGGGUGGGAGGGUGGACAUAGUUCAUGGCCAAGAAGGACGGGUGGGGAGGGACUGCUUCUGUCUUUUGUUUGAUUGGUGGCUCUUUCAUCGCACCUCCCGCACCUGUGUGGUGCCGUCUCUGUCAGGGAAGAACUGGGCACGGCUCCCACUGCAUGGAGGAGACAGGAACGUCCCAGGCAGUGGAGAGGCGGUACAGCUGGUGCCCAGGGCUUCGGGGGCACUCCUGGCAGUGAGACCCUGGGGGUCAUGGGGCCUGGCCCCUCCCCCACAGGUGCCCGUUGACAUCGCCAGGAUCAUCAGCAACCAGAACCCUUUCUCUUUUGGCAAUGCCGUGCCAGGCCUGACCUUCCGUGGUCCAUCACCAAGUGGGACAUCCUGGACAUCCAGGAGUGGCACCAUGAGGCUGAUCGGGGCUCCUUCUUCCAGUCGCUGCCACCAUGUUCUCCACACCCCAGCGUCCUUCCUUGACUCUCCGUCCUGCUGGGGUCCAGGAAUGUGGGCUCCCAGCCAUCAGCCUGGCCCGUCCGCAGCCCUUUCGUUUCCAGCACGUUCCUGCUGACCAACACAGAGGGCCUCAGUGGGCGACCCUCCUAACAGAAGGCAGCAAGAUGACGGCCUUGCGAGGAAGUCACAAAAGUGCCAUUAUGUUCCGGGGUCUUGGUCGGGGUCCCUGCUCUGUUAGCUUCUGACCCCUUUCUGAGGCGAUGGCUGGCAGCUGGGGGUUUCCUCCCAUAGGCUGCGCUCCCCUCCCCUUAGCCCUCCUUAGGGGGACCCGGCCCCUCCCAGAUCUCAAGGCUGGAAGGUGCUGGAGAGAACUUCCUAAUCCUCCUGUGUUAACCGAGCCCAUCCAUGGGCAGGGACUGCCUGGGUCACCCAGCGAGCCAGUGGGGAAACGGGACGGGGCGCUGACUCCAGGCUGCAACCCCAGGUCACGCGGGACACAAGUGGGGCUGGUUCUGGGAGGUUUCUUCUCGCCUUAUCCAUGGACAGUGUGGGGGGCGAUGGGCGCGGGGCAGGCACUGGCAUGGGUUGUCCUGGAGGCUGCCUAAUGCUUCUCUAGUAGGACGGAUGCACACCCCCCCACCUGGUGGGGCCAGGGUCCUGUCCCCAGUGCCGGGGGCUUCCCCAGACUGCUCCUGUGGUACUCAGGCAGUGUGACCUAUUCAUAGACACCCCAUAUCAGGGGGGCUCUGCAGGAACCACCACCAAGCCUGGCGUCCCCUUAGUGAUUCAUAACCCACGUCUGCAACUAAAGGCUCUGAGAAGUCCUGCCGGAGAAUGCCAGCUCGUGUGGGUUGGCUCACAUUUUCCAAGUGCGCCUGUGACCAUUGUGAAACUCAGGGGGGCAUGCUGCACUGUGCGGGGGUGACUGGGCUGCCCACCCUGGGGUGACAGGCCCUGAGCAGGGUGGGGAGGCAGCAGCCUUUGAGGUCAGGCAGGCAGCUGUUGGGGGUUGGGGGCUCCUGCCCGGCUCUGCCCUUCGGAGGGUACUGGGCCCUGGGGCUCUCCCUGAAGAAUGUUCCUCUGUCCCAGGCAUCACUCCGGCUCUCGUCACAGUGCGACUUUGCCAUAAACAUGCAUGGCCGGGUGAAAGGCCAGACUAGGCUGAGAGUGGCGGUCAAGGCCGUGGACCCCGUGGCAGGGCAGCUGCGUGGCCUCACAGAGAGCUCUCUGAUGAGAGAUGAUCCAAGUCCAGGGCUUAGCAGCAACUGCUUUUCCUGUACCUGGAAUAGCGGGCUCCUGAGCGCGGACAUGGCGCCACUCAUCAGGCCACGCUGAGGCGGCAUCCCACGUGCCACACCUAGAAGGACCCACAACUAAAAAUAUACAACUACGU